AUGAAGUUGAUCCACGAAUCGCUUGUCGUGAUUUUUUCCUUUGCGACGAUUCUGGGGGCCGGUCGAACGGCGGGAAAGAACGUCGUGGUUCCGUGUGCUGGGUCCAAAAAGGAUGUCUGGUGCGGCCGCUUGAAUGUCCCAAAGAGCAACAAAGGCGGCGCGGCAAUCUUCCUUCUUCAAAAACCUUUCAAACUCAAAACCAAAACUAAAAAUCGUCCCGAGACGGUAUUGGUGUGUGAUUCGAGGGACGUGUUCAAGCAGCUCUGUUGUCCCUCUACCUUCAAACCGGUAUGGGUCGAUGAAGGAAACCGCGAUGUUGAUGAAAUGAUUUGGGGUUUUUGUGUGAUCAUGGAUGGGAUUAAUGAGCAGAGACCGGUCAAAGGAGUCAAAGACGCUUUCACAGCCUCGCCCAAUGAAGUCAACAAGGCUUGCACCCCGCCGUCGACAACAACAGUCAAGAAAACUAAUUAA
Molecule: messenger RNA, 471 nt
Organism: Puccinia graminis f. sp. tritici CRL 75-36-700-3
Lineage: Eukaryota; Fungi; Basidiomycota; Pucciniomycetes; Pucciniales; Pucciniaceae
Exons: 3
Coding region: 1-471 (156 amino acids)
Source: RefSeq, a predicted model, not a curated record